Messenger RNA from Ostertagia ostertagi, 240 nucleotides. NCBI's taxonomy places the organism in Eukaryota, Metazoa, Nematoda, Chromadorea, Rhabditida, Trichostrongylidae. The record is from the annotation of a GenBank genome assembly.
AUGGAGAGCAUAAAGAAGUUCUUCCGUACGAUAAUACGUGGAGAGGAUGUCGACUACGCUCAGUUUGAAUCAAAGAUGGAUGGCACCGACAUUGUUACGUUUCGAGAAAAUGACAAGGCUUUUCGAUUAUUUGGUACGAACGUUCAUGUAAAGACAACUCUACAGUUCUUCUUCGAGUUCCCACCUCAAUCGACUUUAGGGCAUCAGGAAGACAUGGGAGGUCGAAUAAUCGUACAUGGA